This is a messenger RNA of Maniola jurtina (meadow brown), 1409 nucleotides long. Its product is annotated as pentatricopeptide repeat-containing protein 2, mitochondrial-like. Lineage: Eukaryota; Metazoa; Arthropoda; Insecta; Lepidoptera; Nymphalidae. The record is from RefSeq and is a predicted model, not a curated record. The transcript has 9 exons. The coding region runs from base 95 to 1228 and encodes 377 amino acids. Gene Ontology annotation, molecular function: RNA binding. Gene Ontology annotation, cellular component: mitochondrion. Gene Ontology annotation, biological process: mitochondrion organization; regulation of mRNA processing; multicellular organism development.
AGUAGAUUUUUGUUUGUCUGUGUUUCUAACCUAAAAGUCGGCUCGUAAUUUUUAUUUAUAAAAUUUUGUGAAUUUUUGGAUUGUGUGAAUUAAAAUGUUUUUCUUUAACACAUUAUGUAGGACGUCUUCAAUAAAGAGCUUCCGUUUUCUAUUUCCAUGUAGAGGUUUUCAUAUUACACAAGCACAAUUGCUAUAUUCUCCUUCAGCUAUAGGGAUUGAUAGCUACCUAAACACUAGAAAGAGGAUAAAGGAACAGUUUGCAAACCAUUCUGAUAAGUUCAGAACCAAAAUGAAUGAUUUUGUGUCAGAUUCAAAAAACAUGAUUUUUACCGAAGACCUCAAAAAUAUAGUGCAUAUAGCAGAGCCAACAGAUUUAGAUUUAGUGGUUCAAAUGGUUAAGAAGUUUAAUACACAGAAGACUGAAUUUAGAUUUAGUUCAUUUGUCUUUGGACCUAUUGUCAUGAGGAUGUUUUAUUUCUUAGAUGCACCAACACAAGCAUUACAAUGCUUUGAAGACCCUGGCAACAGUGGAUUUUUUGAUCAGUUAGUUUCAUAUCAGAUUUUGUUAGAUCUUCUCUACAAUCAUCAGAUGUACGAUGACAUGUAUAGGAUAUUUGAAAAAGUACAAGAAAAGCAGAUUAAUAUGACAAAGUUCCCUAAAUAUCCAGUGGUUCUGAUUCUUGCAGCUUGUUAUAAACAGAAUACACCACAAAGUAUGGAGUAUGCUACGAGGCUAUGGUCAGAAAUGGUCAAUGUGGGUACUGUUCCUCUGAGAAGAGCUGCAACUUUCAUGGCUGCUCUUUCACUAAAUCAAGGUGCUCCCCACGUCGCUUUGGAAUCUAUAGCAUUACAAAAACCACACUAUAUCACAAUAAGAAAUAUUAGGGCCACAGCUUUAGCACAAAUGGGACGGGUAGACGACGCACUGCCAGUACUGAAAGGAGUUUUAGAGAUCGAUCGACCAGAUCAAAAAGACAAACACACUUUCUUUGAAGAGACGAUCAAUAAAAUUAGGGAAGCUGUAGACAAAACUGAAAAUAAAGACAUCAAAAGAGAAUUUGAAAAUAUUGAAAAAGCUCUGAAAGACCGCGGUUUAAUUGAUACACAGACCUUAGAUCAGUUAAUCACAUCUGAUAUUACAAUAAGGACAGACAAACCUAAUGUUAUGCCAAAAGGAAUGCCCAAGAUGCCUUUCGGGAUGCAGCAAAGAAAAAAAAAUUUGGAGUGACCCUAUACGUAAAUUAAAAAUAGUGUAAUAUCUUGUACAUAGCUGUACGAUUGUAUAUUAUAUGUCUGAAUAGAGUGUUUGGUGAAUGAUAUGUACCUGUGUUAAUUUUAAUUCUUGUGAAAAAACAAGAUACCUACAUGAAAUUUUUAAGUAAUAAAGUAAUAAAUAUUUACAAAACAUU